Messenger RNA from Eimeria maxima, 798 nucleotides. RefSeq lists its product as hypothetical. The record is from RefSeq and is a predicted model, not a curated record. The transcript has 3 exons. NCBI's taxonomy places the organism in Eukaryota, Apicomplexa, Conoidasida, Eucoccidiorida, Eimeriidae. Bases 1 to 798 code for a protein of 265 amino acids.
AUGAAGACACACAUUUACAUAAAAAGGCCGAAAAUACUGCACUCCCCUUUGCUGCAGCAGCAGCAGCAGCAGCAGCUGCAGCAGCAGCAGCAGCAGCAGCAGCAGGCGGCUGCAUGCAGCCAGCGCGUUCCUGCAGCUCGAUUGUCCUUAGCAGCCGUAGCAGCAGUAACAGCAGCAAAUUUGCUGCAUGGAAAUAUCUGGGGCUCUCUGUGGUCUACUUGUGUGUCUUGUAUGAGGGUUUCCCUUCAAGGGCAGCAGCAGCAGCAGCAGGAGGAGGAGCAGGUGGAGCAGGAGGAGCAAGAGCACCAGCAGCCGGCGCGGGGUAGACAACAUCGGCGCUGCCAACUGAGCAACGGCAGCAGCAGCAGCAGCAGCAGGGGCAGCAGCAGCAGCAGCUUUAGCAGCAGCAGCCACAGCAGCAACAACAGAAGCAGCAGGAACAGUAGCAGCAGCAGCAGCGAAAAUGAGGCGCCGACAGCAAACCCCCGUCAGCUGCCCUUACUGCACGGGAGCUACAGCAGAAUAUUGUUGCGUAGUAGCAGCAGCAGCAAAUGUAACAGCAGCAGCACAUAUAGCAGCAGCAGCAGCAGCAGCAGCAGCAGCAGCAGCAGGUGUGCUGGUGUUGUGGCGCUCAGGAGCAGCAAGAAAUCAAAAGACAAAAAGAAGAAAAAACAAAAAAAAGAAAAAAAGAAAAAAUCAAAGAAGAAGAAGAAACGAUCCAGCAGCAGCAGCAGCAGUAGCAGCAGCAGCAGCAGCAGUAGCAGCAGCAGCAGCAGCGAUUCGGAUUCCGAUGAGUGA